Messenger RNA from Mustela erminea (ermine), 885 nucleotides. Its product is annotated as translation initiation factor IF-2-like. Lineage: Eukaryota; Metazoa; Chordata; Mammalia; Carnivora; Mustelidae. The transcript has 2 exons. The record is from RefSeq and is a predicted model, not a curated record. Bases 11 to 835 code for a protein of 274 amino acids.
GGGAGGAGCCAUGAGACUCGGUGGCCCGAUGGUGACUUCGGGCGCCCGGGCGCCCCGUCAGCGGACACGUGCGGGCGGGGACGAGCGGCGGACCUCGGAGCGCGGCCGGGCUGCAGCGGUGCGGUCGCAGCCGCGCGGGGACAGGAGGCGGCGCGGGCGGAGGGCGGGGAGGCUGCGGCGACCCCGGGGACCGCCCGUGCGCAGGCGACAGCGGACUCGGGGAGGGCCGCCUGCACCGGGGCUGCGGCGCGACGGGAGGACGCGGAGGACCGGCUGGAGCGCGGCCCGGCGACCCCGAGGGCAGCCGCGGGCGCGAACAGAAACGCCGCGGCCGGUCGGUGCUGCGCCCGGGAAGAGUGACCCGACGUGGCGGCAGGUGCGGCCGGAGGCGGGGCGAGGCCGGAGCCAGCGCGGCGGGGUCGCACCGGAGGCGCCCGGGAUCCCGGCCACGGGGACGGACACCGCGAGGGCCGCGGCCGGGACGAAGGACCCGCAGGACGGCGCAUCGCGAGCGGGAGGGACGCAGCCCGGUGCUCUCGGGGCGCCUGGCGGAGGCCGGGACGCCGGACGGGGACCCGGAGCCCACCACGAUGGUCAUAAAGUCAGAAUAAACGCUCCCGGGCCUUCGGGGCGCGCGUGCUCGGGCCUCGCACGUCUCAGUUCUCUAACCCGCAGGACGACCCGGUCCUCACGCUCGCUCUCGCCUCCUUCCCCGACGACGCUGGGACUCGGAGCGUCACUAACGCCGCGUCCUGGGAGCGUGGCUGGGCUUGUGAAACGGCCCCUGCCCCAAGUCCCCUGCAGAGCUCCCAGCGGCUUCUCGGCUCUGAAAUAGCCCAGAAUACGGGCGCCUGGGUGGCUCAGUGGGUUCAGCCUCUGCCUUCG